ACCACGCCGUCAGGCUCGUCAGCAGCACCCACGGCACUCGCACGUCAAGCCCAUCGUUAGCGGCUACGACCGUACGACUCGAGCCUCGAUUGCCACACCGCCGUUCAUUCACGGGGAUUGCGAGGUGAACUGCGGUGACGGAGAGUGCAUUCCCUACUCGGCAAUCUGUGACGGAGAGGCGCAGUGCGGCGACGCCGCCGACGAAUACAACUGCGCGUCUACCUGCAACCAGAGCGUUUGCAUGCCGCCCAACUGUCGCUGCACGGGUUUUGACAUACCGGGCAACUUGCUCCGAGAGGAGAUUCCACAGAUGGUCACCAUCACUUUCGAGUCUGCCGUUCGCACGAUGGAAUUUUUCCAUCUGUAUCGGCAAGUGUUUAAAAGGCUCACUAGAGGGCGCAGAAGAGAGGCGCGACGCAAUCCAAACAGCUGUCCCGUCGUUGGCACAUUCUUCGUGUCGCAUCAGUUUACCGACUAUGCGGUCGUGCAGAAUCUUUACGCGGAUGGCCACGAGAUGGCAGCACUGUCGAUAAGCCACCGCUGGCCGACUACAUUUUGGCAGACUGCUUCCGCGCAGCAAUGGGCGCAGGAAAUAGCCGACCAGCGACUGAUAUUUGAAGAACUCGGUAAAGUACCGAGCGAUAAAAUCGUUGGAAUGCGGGCGCCAUAUCUGCAGGUAGGCAGGCGAGAGAUCAGUUCUAUAUGCUUCCAGCAGCACGCUUCAAGUGGACAACAGCAAUAG
Molecule: messenger RNA, 742 nt
Organism: Priapulus caudatus
Lineage: Eukaryota; Metazoa; Priapulida; Priapulimorpha; Priapulimorphida; Priapulidae
Exons: 5
Coding region: 242-742 (166 amino acids)
Biological process (GO): carbohydrate metabolic process
Source: RefSeq, a predicted model, not a curated record